Molecule: messenger RNA, 3061 nt
Organism: Cuscuta campestris
Lineage: Eukaryota; Viridiplantae; Streptophyta; Magnoliopsida; Solanales; Convolvulaceae
Source: the annotation of a GenBank genome assembly
CUACUAAAAUUUUAUCCAAAACCUUAUUCUCAAACAAAUAAAAAUAGGAAUAUGAUGGAGUAACAUGGCAAGGCGAAGUAUGGGUUGAGACGAGAGUAACAAACACGUGGGCACACGUGUGUUUAAAGUGUGAAAAGGAAAUGAAAGUGAAGACGACGACGCACUCGCUGCAUUUCCAGCCCGGCGCUUAGCUGGAAGCAUCACCGCGCCGACUCAGUCCACCACGCCUCCGCCUUCUCUCUCCGCCGCGUUCCAGAAGAAAACCAUCUUCUUCUUCUUCACUAGGAAGCUGCCGAGAUGCACCGCAGUCCCGCCCUUUUUCUUCUCAUCGCCUUGUGUGCGAAUCGGACUUCAUCGGCCGCCGUUCCCAGCCGCCGCGUUCUCCAUCAGCCCUUUUUCCCCGUGGAUUCUCCACCUCCGGUCCCUUCCCCUCCGGCCACUGCCUCUCCGGAAUAUCCUUUCACUUCUCCUGUCUCCGAUGAUGCUCCUUUCUCCCCGCCUUCUCCGGGUGCACUUGCUAAUGUCCCCGCGAACGCCACUUACCUCAGCAUUCCUCGUGUUUCGCAACCCAAGUCGCCGUCCCUGAAGCGCAUCUCCACCGCGAUCGCCUGCUCCGCCGCAGCUCUGGCCGUUAUCGCCCUCUCCGUCGCCGGAUUCCUGCAUUUCCGGAAGAAGGGGGAGUCAUACUAUCCAGGUGAGUCCAAAACACACGGAUCCGAUUUCAGUAACCGAUCGGAUGUUGGUAAUAAUGAGGGUGCCGGAGCUGGUGCUAACCGGCAGGCUCUUCCCAAGCUCCGGAGGCCGUCUCAUCCCAGUUCCGAGUUUCUCUAUUUGGGCACUCUGGAUCCGAAUUCUCGCGGAGGAAUCGAAUCCCCUGCUCCAGCUUCGAGAAAAAUAGACUCCCCGGAGCUUCUCCCGUUGACCCGGCUUGACGGGCUGGGUUUCAGGCAGAAGUAUACCAACGCACAGGGGGUUCCCGUAACGGACGGCGAGGGUGAGGAGUUUUACUCCCCGGGAGGAUCGUCGAUGACAAUCGGAUCGGGUAUCGGGAGAGCUGUCGGCGCGACUGAAGUCGAGAAUUCCGGUGGUGGGUCCACUUCGUCUUCUUCAUCUUCAUACACUUCGUCUAGUUCCGGAUCCGGCUCGCCCAGGAGGUCUGUCUCACUGAGCAUCUCGCCUCAGCGGCCGUCGAUUUUAAACCCUAAACGCACUAUUCCCAAGUCGCCGGAAUUGGUGGCUGUUCAGAUCAUUCCUCCGGCACGGGCUCAAUCUUUUCCAUCUCACUUCCCCGCGAGAGAUUCUCAGUCACCUUCAUUGGCCACUUCAUGCUCGCCGGAGAUACUUUCUGUCAGAAGCAUUGGAUCAUCUCCGAUAAUAUCAGGAAUUUGGGAUAAAAAAACACAAUCUCCCGCAAAAACCAGCAGUCCUAGUCUGGGUUCUCCGGUGGAAUCUCAGGCGAUCCCACCACAUCAUUGCGUCUCUGUCUCUGCUCCACCACCACCUCCUCCACGGCUACCGGUAGCUCCCCUGCCUCCCAAAGUCAAACAUAGAGAAAAUCCAAUUGCCCCUAUCCCUCCAUCUCGAAGGGCAACCUCUGAAUUGACUCCAUUAUUGCCCACAACAGCUAAGAGUGAAGAAGUGUCUUCAAGUGAAAAUGUCCAGAAAACGAAACUGAAACCAUUGCAUUGGGAUAAAGUGAGAGCAAGUUCUGAGCAUGAAACUGUGUGGGAUCAUCUCAAAUCAAGCUCUUUUAAGGUGAAUGAGGAGAUGAUCGAGACAUUGUUUGUCGCUAAUGCCCCAAAUCCAAAGCAAAUGGAAACAACUCGGCGUUCUCUUCUUCACUCCCAGAACCAAGAACACAGGGUUCUUGAUCCGAAGAGGUCACAAAACAUUGCAAUCUCACUGAGGGCCCUAAAUGUCACCAUUGAGGAAGUAUGUGAAGCUCUUUUAGAAGGAAAUGUUGAUGCCCUUGGAACUGAGGUUCUUGAGAGCUUGUUGAAGAUGGCACCAUCUAAAGAGGAAGAGAACAAGCUUAGGAAGUAUGCAGAUGAUGACGAUUCGCCAUUCAAGCUUGGACCAGCUGAGAAAUUUCUCAAGGCAGUACUUGGUGUACCUUUUGCCUUCAAAAGAGUGGACGCAAUGCUUUACAUCUCAAAUUUCGACUCCGAUGUUGACUACCUCAAAAAGUCAUUGAAAACUCUCGAGGAUGCUUGCGAGGAGUUGAGGAGCAGCAGGAUGUUUCUGAAGCUUCUAGAAGCUGUUCUGAAAACCGGGAACCGGAUGAAUGUGGGGACGAACCGUGGAGAGGCACACGCAUUCAAGCUCGACACUCUCCUCAAGCUGGUCUACGUCAAAGGGACCGAUGGCAAAACCACCCUCCUGCAUUUCGUGGUCCAGGAGAUCGUGAGGAGCGAAGCUGCUAAACUCUCCUCUCCAAGCAAGCACCAAACCCCACCAGACCACCGCAAAUUCCUGAAGCUCGGCCUCCAGCAGGUCUCCAGAAUCUCGUCCGAGCUGACGAACGUGAGGAAGGCCGCGGCCAUGGAUUCAGAAGUCCUCCACGGCGACGUUCUGAAGCUGUCCGAAGGGAUGGUGAAGAUCUCCCAGAUGAGUGGGGGCAAAAUGGACAGAAAGUUUUCGGAAUCGAUGAAGAGGUUCAUGGAAGUGGCAGAGGAGGAGAUCGCUAAGGUGCAGGCGCAAGAAAGCGUUGCCCUGUCCCUGGUGAAGGAGAUAACUGAGUACUUCCAUGGGGAUUCUGCCAAGGAAGAAGCCCACCCUUUCAGGAUCUUCACUGUGGUGAGGGAUUUCUUGGUGACGCUGGAUCGCGUGUGUAAGGAAGUGGAAGCCAUGAAUGAGCUGACUGAGAGUAAGUAUUCCUCUGGUUUCUGCUAAUGGAUUCCCAGUUCCUGCAAAUCCCUCCAUGGGAGAGAGGAGGGCACUCCCCACUCCAACCUUUUGAUCAUCACUAUUUACUGCAGGGUAGUUUUUUUUUUUUAACCCAAUUGGGCUGACAUGAUACCAUACCUAACCUCAGCUAAAAUGUGCAUUUACAUUUUAGGAA